GCGGCGGAGUUCAUCUUGACGUUCCAACGUGGGCCAUGGACGGGGCAGAAGUGGCACCGUGUGCUACAGGAAGAAGCCCAAGAGUGGGCGGCGACAUGCGCUGGCAACCCCCUGGUUAAGCACUUCUUGCCCAGAAUAUCGCAAGAAACUGGCAUCCCGAUCGCGGACUUGAGCGAUGAGCGUAUCAGGUCUCUCCUGCAGUCCGCCAACUUCCUGAAACGGCGUGGCCCGGCCACGAUUUCGCGAUGGGACGCCUUUCACCAAGGCUGGCAGGAGCGCCGAGGUGAACUGGCCCUCAUGCUGUUACUGCUGAUUGGGUACGGCUUAAAAGCUGGCUUCUUACACGGGACCCAUCAUCUUCGUUUGGGCACUGUUGCGAUGUCGGCAGAGGCACCUGCCAGCUCUGGUGCCAACGAGACCUUGAAGGCCGCCACGAAGUCGGCGAUGUUCCGCCAAUGCAAGAACAAGGUCCAUGUGGUAACGGCCUGCCUUCUCAAUGAGGACAUCCUCACAUGCAUCAACUCCUAUUACGCCACAUCGCUGCCUCUCAGCAACUCGGGCUGA
Messenger RNA from Symbiodinium sp. CCMP2456, 564 nucleotides. NCBI's taxonomy places the organism in Eukaryota, Dinophyceae, Suessiales, Symbiodiniaceae. The record is from the annotation of a GenBank genome assembly.